CUCCCUCUAAAACCACUCAAAGUAUUCACAGGAACCAACCUGGGCUUGAACUUGGACCUGAACCCGAGCUUGAGCCUGAAACCAGCUGCGUGUGCUUACAGUGCAACUGCUUGAAGUUUUUUAUUUGUGGAUUCACAAAAAGAAGACAGUUAUCUAAGAAAGAGAUCCAUCAGGGACUUAGCACUGAACCCAGCUUUGUGUCCUUAAAGAGUGACUGGUGUGAAAGGUGUUCUAGUGGUUUUGAAAGACAAGAACUGUCUUCUGCAGAGAGAAAUAUGAUAAAAGAGAAGCAGAGGGAACCAUCAGCCAAAACAGCAUCAGCAGAGGAGGAGCUUGCCAGGGUACGGACAACCUUUGUGUGGAGGGUCUCACCAGAAAUUCUUAUACAGCUGCUUGAGGCCCUUGUAACAGAAAGUGUCUUCAAUGAUUUGGAGAAAGAAUCGAUAUUGGAGGGGAACCCUAUUAGAGCUGAUAAGGCACGUUGCUUUAUUGACACAGUGAGGAAAAAAGGAGACAAAGCAUGCAAGAUAAUGAUCAGACACCUUCAGACCAUAGAUCCUUCUCUCUUCUUUCAACUGCAUUUAUACUCUGAUCCAUCUGCUCUGCAAGAUGCUCUUCAGAAUUGUCAGCCUAAACUUAAGUCCAAACUGAAGAAGAAGUUCCAGUGUGUGUUUGAGGGGAUCGCUAAAGCAGGAAACCCAACCCUUCUGAAUCAGAUCUACACAGAGCUCUACAUCACAGAGGGAGGGACUGCAGAGGUCAAUGAUGAACAUGAGGUCAGACAGAUUGAAACAGCAUCCAGGAAACCAGACAGACCAGAAACAACAAUCAAACAAGAAGACAUCUUUAAAGACUCACCCGAAAAACAGGAACUAAUCAGAACAGUGCUGACAAAAGGAGUGGCUGGCAUUGGGAAAACAGUCAUAACACAGAAGUUCAGUCUCAACUGGGCUGAAGACAAAGCCAACCAGGACAUCCAGUUCAUAUUUCCAUUCACUUUUAGAGAGCUGAAUGUGCUAAAACAGAAAAAGUUAAGCUUGGUGGAACUUGUUCAUCACUUUUUUACUGAAACCAAAAAAGCAGGAAUCUGCAGCUUUGAAGACUUCCAGGUUAUGUUCAUCUUUGAUGGUCUCGAUGAGUGUCGCCCUCCCCUGGACUUCCACAACACUGAGAGUGUGACUGAUGUUACAGUGCCCACUGCAGUUAAUGUACUUCUCACAAACCUGAUCAGGGGGAAACUGCUUCCCUAUGCUCAUAUCUGGAUAACCACACGACCUGCAGCAGCUGAUCAGAUCCCCCCUGAGUAUGUUCACAGAGUGACAGAGGUCAGAGGGUUUACUGAUCCACAGAAGGAGGAGUACUUCAAGAAGAGAUUCAAAGAUGAGGAUCAGGCCAGCAGGAUCAUCUCCCACAUCAAGACAUCACGAAGCCUCCACAUCAUGUGCCACAUCCCAGUCUUCUCCUGGAUCACUGCUACAGUUCUGGAGGAUGUGCUGAAAACCAGAGAGGGAGGACAGCUGCCCAAGACCCUGACUGAGAUGUACAUCCACUUCCUCGUGGUUCAGGCCAAAGUGAAUAAGGUGAAGUAUGAUGGAGGAGCUGAGACAGAUCCACACUGGAGUCCAGAGACCAGGAAGAUGAUUGAAUCUCUGGGAAAACUGGCUUUUGAUCAGCUGCAGAAAGGAAACCUGAUCUUCUAUGAAUCAGACCUGACAGAGUGUGGCAUCGAUAUCAGAGCAGCCUCAGUGUACUCAGGAGUGUUCACACAGAUCUUUAAAGAGGAGAGAGGACUGUACCAGGACAAGGUGUUCUGCUUCAUCCAUCUGAGUGUUCAGGAGUUUCUGGCUGCUCUUCAUGUCCAUCUGACCUUCAUCAAGUCUGGACUCAAUCUGCUGGAAGAACAACAAAUAAUCUUCAAGUCUCAAAUAACAGAAUCUGCAGAGAAACACUUCUACCAGAGUGCUGUUAAUGAGGCCUUACGGAGUCCUAAUGGACACCUGGACUUGUUGCUCCGUUUCCUCCUGGGAUUUUCACUGCAGCCCAAUCAGACUCUGUUACGAGGCCUGUUGAAACAGAAAGGAAGUAGCUUACAGACUAAUCAGGACACUGCACUGUACAUCAAGGAGAAAAUCAGUGAGAAUCUGUCUGCAGAGAAAAGCAUCAAUCUGUUCCACUGUCUGAAUGAACUGAGUGAUCAUUCUCUAGUGGAGGAGAUCCAACAAUCCCUGAGAUCAGGAAGUCUCUCUACAGAUAAACUUUCUCCUGCUCAGUGGUCAGCUCUGGUCUUCAUCUUACUGUCAUCAGAAAAAGAUCUGAAUGUGUUUGACCUGAAGAAAUACUCAUCUUCAGAGGAGGCUCUUCUGAAGCUGCUGCCAGUGGUCAAAGCCUCCAACACAGCUCUAUUGAGCAGCUGUAACCUCUCAGGUAGAGUCUGUGAAGAUUUGUUGUCAGUUCUCAGCUCCCAGUCAUCUAGUCUGAGAGAGAUGGACCUGAGUACCAACAGCCUGAAAGAUUCAGGAGUAAUAAAGCUGUCUGCUGCAGUGGAUAGUCGACACUCUAAACUCGAAAUUCUCAGACUGAGUGUGUGUAACCUCCCCAAGAAAUGCUGUGAAUCUCUGUCUUCAGUUCUUAGCUCUCAAUCUUCAAGUCUGAAAGAGCUGGACCUGAGUAUCAACCACCUGCAGGAUUCAGGACUGCAACUUCUAUCUUCUGGACUGCAAAGUCUAAAUUGUAAACUGAAUACGCUGAGACUAAGUCAAUGCAACUUCUCAGAGAGAAGCUGUGAAGCUCUUUCCUUGGUUAUCAGCUCCCAAUCCUCUAGCCUGAGAGAGUUGGACCUGAGUAACUCUGACCUGCAGGAUUCAGGAGUGAAGUAUUUAUUUGUUGGACUGGAAAGUCCAAACUGUAAACUGGAAAUUCUCAGGUCAGUUUAAAAAUUUUCCAUCAAAGAUCAUUGAACACAUUAUGUUUAUAACUGAAUCAAUAGAUCAUCCUUAUAGAAGAUCGAUCGUCAGCUUUGCCUUUGGAUGGAUUAUUACCUUCUAAAUUACUGUCCUAUAUUUUUUCAUAGUGGAACGUUUUCAUAAUUUCUUCUGCUCUUUUUGAAAUUUAGUGCAGUUU
Molecule: messenger RNA, 3120 nt
Organism: Oreochromis aureus
Lineage: Eukaryota; Metazoa; Chordata; Actinopteri; Cichliformes; Cichlidae
Product: NLR family CARD domain-containing protein 3-like
Exons: 9
Coding region: 276-2933 (885 amino acids)
Biological process (GO): regulation of apoptotic process
Molecular function (GO): protein binding
Source: RefSeq, a predicted model, not a curated record